Cololabis saira (Pacific saury) is the source of this 1437-nucleotide messenger RNA. RefSeq names its product G protein-coupled receptor 83 (gene gpr83). The record is from RefSeq and is a predicted model, not a curated record. Gene Ontology annotation, biological process: neuropeptide signaling pathway. The transcript has 5 exons. NCBI's taxonomy places the organism in Eukaryota, Metazoa, Chordata, Actinopteri, Beloniformes, Belonidae. Gene Ontology annotation, molecular function: neuropeptide Y receptor activity. Gene Ontology annotation, cellular component: membrane. The coding region runs from base 1 to 1437 and encodes 478 amino acids.
AUGCUCCUUGUUAAAAACCUGCAGCCGCUGAGUCGCAUCACACAACUUGUUGCUCCUGCAUCUCAGCAUCACCUGAUAUCAGCAUCAGGGAAUGAGUCCUCCUUGUUGGGAGAGGAGACACUUCCCGGCUCGGAGCGUUCACUCAACGCCUCGGGACAGCCGGGGAAAAACAGGACUAGUUCGGGGAUGUUGUUGCUGGACUUUGACGACGGGACGCUGGAGGACUGGCGCUCCCUGGCCAACAGCAAGAGCCGCGGCCGGGAGUCGCAGGUCGGCGGCGUGAAGGCGCUGCUGGUGGCCGCGUACUCGCUCAUCAUCGUGGUGUCUCUGUUCGGAAACACGCUGGUCUGCCACGUGCUGGUGAAGAACAAGCGCAGCCAGUCCUCCACCAGCCUGUUCAUCCUCAACCUGGCCGUGGCCGACAUCUUCAUCACGGUCCUCAACACGCCGUUCACCCUGGUCCGCUUCGUGAACAGCACAUGGGUGUUUGGAAGGACAAUGUGUCACAUCAGUCGCUUCGUGCAGUACUGCUCCCUGCACGUGUCCACCCUCACCCUCACCGCCAUCGCCCUGGACCGACGACAGAUGAUUUUACACCCGCUGAGACCGCGCAUGACUCUGGUGCAAGGUGGCGUUUGGGUGGCAGUUAUCUGGAUAAUGGCCACCUGCUUCUCCCUCCCACAUGCAAUCUACCAAAAACUCCUGACAUUCACAUACAGCAAGGAGAAAGAGCGAAGCCUGUGCGUCCCGGACUUUCCGGAGCCGUCAGAUGUUUAUUGGCAGUACAUUGACCUCCUGACGUUCAUACUGCUCUACAUGCUGCCCCUCCUCAUCAUCACCGCCUCCUACACCACGGUGGCUUGUCGGUUGUGGCGCCACAACGCCAUCGGCGACACGACGACAGCCCAGCACGCCACCCAGAGAAGGAAGCGCCGGCGAACGCUGGCCAUGCUGCUCCUGGUCGUCGGCGUGUUCGCCGUCUGCUGGUUUCCCCUCAACUGCUACGUGGUGCUGCUGUCCAGCCAGGCCAUCCACUACUCCAACGCUCUGUACUUCUGCUUUCAUUGGUUGGCCAUGAGCUCCACCUGCUACAACCCGUUUAUCUACUGCUGUCUCAAUCCCAUCUUCCGGCAGGAGCUGCAGCUCCUCCUUGAAAAGUGCACGUGGAAACGGAGGCUGGAGGUGGGCCUGGAGCCGGAGCAUCGACCCGCGGUCCCUCGUGUUCCCUGCCACAGAACCGCCUGGCCUGACAACCACGACGCCUCCAGGCCGAGCCAAGCUUUGUCAAAUCCGGGCCAGAACUCCUCACAGCAGAGUCACGAUUCAUCCGCUCCCUCGCACAACCUGAAGGAUGCUCAUGUGCUCUUCACUGCCAGGCGGGUCCUGACGGGGAGGGCCGACAUCCUCUCGGUAGAGCCUGUUGUUGCUGUGAGAUGA